Molecule: messenger RNA, 707 nt
Organism: Mustela lutreola (European mink)
Lineage: Eukaryota; Metazoa; Chordata; Mammalia; Carnivora; Mustelidae
Product: multiple C2 and transmembrane domain-containing protein 2-like
Exons: 2
Coding region: 102-707 (201 amino acids)
Source: RefSeq, a predicted model, not a curated record
CUCAGUCUCUUAGUGGAACGUGUGAGAUUUUCCAGUCACAUCUUACACUUCGAUGUGCUUAGAUACUACCGAGAAGGCUCAUUUGUGUUCUCUCUCCUCACAUGGUAUUUUCUAGGAGCCGCUGCGGUUGUUUCCCACACAGAGGAGCUCUCUCAUGGAGUGACUUCCUGGGUCUUCAGGCAGCCAUGGAGGAUAAACCGUCUGUCUGGGGCUCUUUGAAACAGUGGACCAGGCCUUUGUUAAUCAACCUGAGCAAGAGGAGGGUGAAAAAGAACCCAAACAAGCCCCUAGACCUACGGGCAAGGCGUUCCCUGGACCGCCGCCUCAGCCUCUCUGUCCCUGACCUCUUGGAGGCUGAGGCCUUGGCCCCAGAGGGCAGGCCUUACUCUGGGCCCCAGUCAUUGUACACCUCGGUGCCCCGCAGCCUGUCGAUGGCGGGGAUCUUGCCCAAGAGCAGCAGUAGCUCCUUGAAACAGUCUGAGGAGGAAUUGGACUGGAGCCAGGAAGAAGCCGGAUACCUCCGUGUGGUGGAAACGGACUCCGAGGAGUCCUAUGCCUCUCCCGCCGAGGACAGGAGGCCUUCUAGCAAUGGCAUCCUGGAUCUGCUGCAGAAGACGCCGGCUGGAGACGAGGCCCUGGAAGAGCCAGAGAAGCUAUGUGAAAGUGGUGAUCUGAAUGCUUCUCUGACAUCCCAACAAUUUGAAUAA